AUGGCACCCAACGUUGUUCUCGUCACUGGUGGUACAGGUAAGCUUGCUGGAUCCGGCACUCUUUGGCGCACCCCAAAGAAUGUCGAUCCAUCAUCUGCUGCCGAACGCGCACGCGCCCUGUCGCCGUCGCGUCGCGUGUCGCGUCGCUCACUGGUCGCUACGCCAUGCGAAUCCGCUCGCUGGAGGAUCGCUGACACUGAGCGUGGCUGAUCUGCGCACAGGGUUGGUCGGAUCGGCACUCAAGUAUGUCAUUGAGAGCGAAAAGGUCGGCUCUCGCUUUGGCAGGCAGUCCGAGGACGAGCAGUGGAUCUACCUCAAUUCCAAGGAUGGCGAUCUCAGGUCAGUCUCCGCGCGAUCUCCUCCAGGGGCACGGCGCAUCGGGAUCUUGUGCCGUAGAUGCGUUGUUCUGAACCAAACGAUCAUUUUGUUAUCCGUGUUUCCCGCGACCAUCUCAUCAUCCUGGCCUGGUCAUUGCUGCCGAUCGUUGGCCCUUAUCUCUAUCGUGAUUUCGCGGCGUGUGCACCGUCCUCGUGGCGGGUUUCCCCCCCUCCUGGACACCGUGCAGGGAGCUCAAGGACACGAUGGCCAUCUUCGACAAGUACAAGCCGACUCAUGUUAUUCACCUCGCCGCGCUCGUCGGCGGUCUUUUCAAGAACAUGAAGUACAAGGUGUGUCUCGACGGGGUUCGACCCUCCACCACGCGACUCGUGCUCCGCGCGCUGACUCAUUCGAGCGAUUCAUAUCUGUAUCCUGCAGUUGACGUUCCUCCGUGACAACUGCUUGAUCAACGACAACGUCAUGUGGGCCGCCAAGGAGCACAACGUAUGUGUCGCAAGCCUGAUCCUUCAAUUGCCACCUGACUCUAUGGCUUGCUCACCAAUAUUCUUCGUCCCUGGAUCGCUCAAAGUGCGCCAAGGUCAUCUCGUGCCUCUCGACCUGCGUUUUCCCCGACAAGGUCACGUACCCGAUCGAUGAGAGCAUGGUUCACGCCGGACCUCCUCACGAUUCCAACUUUGGCUACGCUCAUGGCAAACGAUUGGUCGAUGUGUACAACCAGUCAGUCGAUUUACGCUAUCGCUGGCUCUUCAAGCCCCAAUCCGGGCUGAAUACCAUCUGUGAUACUUGACAGUGCCUACCACGAAGAGUUUGGCUGCAACUUCACCUCGGCGAUCCCGACCAACAUCUUCGGGCCCCACGACAACUACGACCUUGAGGACUCGCACGUGAUCCCCGGUCUCGUGCACAAGUGUUUGUUGGCCAAGAGUAAGGACUGUCCCCAUCCCCGCGCGCCAGCGAUGUCGAGGCUCCGACUUCCUGGCAGUGUUUCUCGAACCUGAACUCUGUGUGCAUCACACUUCCUCUCCACAGAGAACGGGACCCCUUUCGUCGUCUCGGGUACAGGCAAGCCUUUGCGCCAGUUCAUCUACUCGCGCGAUCUCGCCAAGUUAUUCAUCUGGCAGCUGCGAGAAUACAACGAGAUCGAUUCCAUCAUUCUCUCGGGUCAGUUCAUACGCCUGUUCCUUCAACCAUUGGGUUGCCACACUGUCAAGCGAGCGAGCGCCACCACUGACAUGAAUGAGCAACUCAACUUCUUGACGUAACAGUCGGGGAGAAGGACGAGGUCUCGAUCAAGCAGGUUGCGGAUGCCAUCGUCAAGGCCGUUGGGUUCGAGGGCGAAUACUCUGUGCGUCCAGCCCUUUAACUUUUCGUUCCGUUCUUUCGUGCGUGGGCUUACCCUCAGAUACGUUCACAGUUUGACACUUCGAAAGCCGAUGGCCAGUUCAAGAAGACGGCGUCGAACGAGAAGUUGAUGAAGUACAUUCCCGAGUUCGAGUUCACGCCGUUCGAGCAAGCCCUGGACGAGUCGGUCAAAUGGUUCAUGCAGAACUACGAGACCGCGAGGACGGGCAUGAACAAGAAGUAA
Messenger RNA from Microbotryum saponariae, 1924 nucleotides. NCBI's taxonomy places the organism in Eukaryota, Fungi, Basidiomycota, Microbotryomycetes, Microbotryales, Microbotryaceae. The record is from the annotation of a GenBank genome assembly.